AUGCAACCCCCGAGCGAGGUUUCCGGGGAAACCCAUCCGGAGAAUACCCAGUCAAUCAUCACACGCUUCGAAAAGGCUGUCGAACAGUUUCCUGAUAGCCUAGCCGUCAUUUGCACCCAUCAACCGGCCAAUUUGUAUGGGUUCGAUAGCCUCACACCAACCAACACAGUCCAUGAGCAGCCUGGCUAUCUUCGUUGGUCGUACGGCACUCUCAGGCAAAGUGUCCAGCGACUGCAAGAAAGCCUGGCGGUGUACGGCCUGGUGAAUGACACGGUGUUCUUCGUCUUUUGUCAGAAUCAAGUGGAAUGUCUCAUUUGCACAUUGGCCUCAUAUACUCUCGGCUGGAUUCAUGUACCAAUCAGUCCGGAGCACUUGUGCAAUCCACAGGAGGUUCUCCAUAUGGUGAAAUCGGUCACCACGAGUAAGAACCCCGCUAAAAUUGUCGUUCUAGCGAACAAUGCAGAAACUGCUAGGCAAUUCGAUCGACUAGACCUCGGCUGCGAAAUGGUCAAGAUAUGCCUCGGCGGCGAUCAGGAAAACUGGAUUUCGUUUGAAUAUCUCAUCCAAAGCCUUGAUUCCGAAGAGUCCAAACUGGAAAGACCUGGCACUUGUCGAGAAGAGCUUUCUGUUUUCUUUACGAGUGGUACAACUUCACUUCCCAAAGGCUGUCUGGUCAAGGCAGCUCAGUGGUUCGAUAUGUUGGAGCCAUCUUUGAGUUUUCGCUCUGCUGGGCCCGGGGAUUUGGUCAAUGUUGCUGUCCCAAGCCAUCACGCUUUUGGCUACAUCUGCAUGACUAUUCCACUUCUACGCGGUGCUUGCGUGGUCCUAACCGGUCUCAAUUUCUCCCCCCAGAGUGUGGUCAAGACACUGGGCCUUGAAGCUUGUACUCAUGCAGCGUUGGUCCCCACCAUGAUACAUAGCCUGAUGCAGAUGCUUGAGGGAACAGACACCAAAUUUCAGAGCCUGAGAAGUGUGGUGUUCGCCGGAAUGGCUUUGAACUCGGACGUUGUGCAAAAGUGCCAGAAGUUCCUCGGCAUUUCGACAAUUGAAAACUUUUAUGGAAUGACGGAAGGUGCCUUCAUCUCCACUGGCCCCAUGGAAGAUUUGAGCACGAUGACGCAGGGUGAGGUUGUUUCCAUUGGAAAGCCUGUUCCUGGUGCACAAAUUCGCGUCUGUGGUCCCGAUGAUCGCUUGCCCGUGCCGAUAGGAGUUCCCGGUGUGCUCCAUUUUUCAGGUCAUUCGAUGAUUGACCAUUACCUGGACUGUGAAACAGAUAGCUUCUACGAAUCUGAUGGCCGUGUUUGGUUUGUGACUGGCGACCAGGCAUUUGUCGACCAAUCAAAGCAAUUAUAUAUCGUGGGAAGGCAGAAGGAUAUGAUCAUUCGUGGGGGAGAAAAUAUCGCGCCUUCAAAGAUUGAAACACUCCUGGCACAGUCACCUCAAUACCACGCUCUUGAUCCUCAGGUCAUAGCAGGUGACGACUUUAUCGCAGGUGAAGUCCCUGUGGUUGUGACCAGGCUAGCUACGAGCCAUGGCGUGGAGAAGAUGAUGCAAGAUACUAUACGUGAAAACUUGGGAAUUCUCUAUGUUCCCAGAACAUUCAUUUCACUAGAUUCUCUGAGCCUCGAUGACUACCCUCGCACCUCUUCUGGAAAAAUACAAAAGGCGAAACUGAGCGAAUUAGUGGCUGCCUACACGCGAUCUCAAGCAUCCCACGACACUGACAAAGAUGUUUCACCCCCAAAGCUCUAUCGUGAUAUUGUGGCUGUAUGGUCACGCGUGCUGGGUAUUCAAGCUUCGCAUCUUGAUGUUAAAGCCCCCAUAGCGCAGCUGGCUGACAGCAUUCUUAUGCUAAGUGCCCGGGAAAAGAUCAGAAAAGAGACGGGACUCAGUGUUCCGCUUCCACAGUGGCUUGCAAUUAACACGAUUGCAGAUCAGAUAAGCAUACUCGGAGAGAUCGGCACAGAGGACAUUGCGAAUGAACAUGCAAAAUUCGUCGAGGAGCUUCCUUCAGGUCCCCCAAAUGUGGAAGAUAUGGUCCACCUCGGAGGUGAUGAAGGCGGAUUUGGUACCACAAGAAAUGCGAUUGAGAAGAAAAUUGCGGCACAAGGCUUCUCUUGGGACGAUGUGGAAGACGUUUUUCCCUGCACAGAUUUUAUCCAAAUGAUCUGUCGGUCCCAAGUAGUCGACACCUGGAAUAUUCGAACCUCUAUUGUUUCUCAGAACGCAAGCGUGGAGGCAAUUAGGACAGCCCUUGAAGCCACUUUGAUCAAUAACCCUUUGAUGCUUUCGUAUAUCGUUGUGGAUGACGAAGCAUUGGGACGGGAACUUGGUCUUCAUGUCACUUUGCGGCGUAACAAAACAACACUUGAUCGAUGCAUUGUGGAUUAUGGUACAGUCGAAACCCUGCAGGACCUACGAUUCAUCACGAUGAAUUACCCUUUCAAGGACCAUGCGAUGUUGCCAGGGCCAUUGUUCCGUGCCCUCAUCGUGUUUGUUCGGGAAACCAAUUCUGCAGCUGUCGUCACCAAUGGUAAAUUCUCCUCCGUGUCUACUCGUUCUACAUUGCUGACAUAUAUGUAUCAAGUUGCCCACGCUGUAUUGGAUAUCACAUAUCACUCACUCUUUCACGAAGACCUCGAUCGUGCGCUGGGCUGUCAGCCACUUCAGCGUCAUUUGUCAUUUAAGGCCUGGGCCGACACAUAUCACACACUCCGAAAGUCUCCCGUAGCGGCUUCUGGUGCCAGAUUUCAUGCAAGAUAUCUACGUGAUCUGCAAGACCACAAGCAAGUCCUCUGGCCGCAUCCGACACAUCGGCUCGUCGUAUCCGCUGAACGUGCCAUGAUGGACGGACAUGUGAUAACUUUUGCCGCCCCUUCAUUUAUCCGCCUCCAACGGAAGCAUCCGAAACUGACAACGCCUAUCGUGCUCAAAGCGGCGCUUGCACUCAUGGUGAUUCUGCAUACGAACCACACACACGCGCUCUUUUUGAAUCUUGAAGCGGGCCGAUCAAAGUUUCCGUUUGUUCAUAAAACCUAUCCAUUCAUAGAUGCACCAGAUGCUGCCGAUGUGGCGGGCCCGACUUUUGGCGGAGUAUUGAAUUUGAUUGCCUACCAGCCAACGGAAACGGUGCUCGAAUAUCUGAUCAGGGUCCAGGAAGAACAGAGAAACCUGACAGAGCAUGCCCAGGUUCCUUGGCACGACCUUUCUCAACAAGUAGGGUGCUCAAUGGAAGAGCUCCUACCCGCUGUCGCAAACUCAUUGAUAUUCAACUGGAUGCCUGGCCUUGGGCCAGCUAUCCUUGGCGAAAAUCCAUAUCAGAAUAUGGCUGUGACACAAACCCAUAUCCGAACCAGACUGGGAAUGUUGGCUAGUGCCGGAGCUGGAGGGGUGGAUGGAAGCCAAAUUGUCAUCUUCCUGCAAGGCGCAUUGGCGAACAUGUCAUCGAUGUGGGUGGAACGCGCAGCCGAAGAAAUGAAGCAAAUUGCGCUGUGGUUGGCGGAAGAAACUUCGUUGCAGAUGCCCGUCAUGGAAUUUAUAAAGUCGGUUGGCGACGUUUGA
Penicillium bovifimosum is the source of this 3561-nucleotide messenger RNA. RefSeq lists its product as uncharacterized. The coding region runs from base 1 to 3561 and encodes 1186 amino acids. The record is from RefSeq and is a predicted model, not a curated record. NCBI's taxonomy places the organism in Eukaryota, Fungi, Ascomycota, Eurotiomycetes, Eurotiales, Aspergillaceae. The transcript has 2 exons.